Molecule: messenger RNA, 1623 nt
Organism: Sphenostylis stenocarpa
Lineage: Eukaryota; Viridiplantae; Streptophyta; Magnoliopsida; Fabales; Fabaceae
Source: the annotation of a GenBank genome assembly
AUGAGCCUAGGUUCAAUGCUAUGCUUUGGAGUUCCAAGAAGAGGAAAAAAGAAAGUGAAUUUGUUGCAACUGCCAUACUAUCCAUCCGGUGACCCCUGUCUCUCUGUUCACUUUCUCUGCACACCCAAGGUUCGCCUCACCAUCUCCCGCUCUCGCAUCACCGUCGCCGGCGCUGCCUUCAUCGUCGUUGGUUUUCGCGGACAAUCAAUGUUGCAUGCAGCAUCUGCCCCAGGGCAUUGUUUAAGCUAUCCCAGGGACAUUCGUUAUCCUCGUUAUUUGAAAACACCUUCAAUUAAAACAAGUUUCUCUGUUCGUUGUUCGGUAUCACAGACAAGAAAUGGAGCUAAAGUGGAAUAUACUCCUUGGCUCAUUGUUGGCUUGGGUAAUCCUGGAAACAAAUACCAUGGCACUAGGCACAAUGUUGGAUUUGAAAUAAUUGAUAGCAUUUCUCGAGCCGAAGGGAUUAAGAUGAACACAAUACAGUCAAAGGCCUUGAUUGGAAUAGGUUCUAUUGGAGAAGUACCAAUUUUGUUAGCAAAGCCCCAAACAUACAUGAAUUUUAGUGGGGAAUCGGUUGGGCCACUUGCUGCAUAUUAUCAAGUACCCUUGCGUCAUAUUCUACUAGUUUAUGAUGAAACAAGCCUGCCAAAUGGUGUUUUAAGGCUUCAACCAAAAGGCGGACAUGGGCAUCACAAUGGAUUAAAAAAUGUGAUGGGCCAUUUGGAUGGUUGCAGUGCUUUUCCUCGACUUGCAGUCGGAAUUGGCAAUCCUCCCGGAACUAUGGAUUUGAGAGCAUUUCUUCUACAAAAAUUCAGUUCAGUGGAACGAAUGCAGAUUGAUGCUUCGUUGGAGCAAGGAGUUGUAGCUACCGUUGCGAACUCAAAUAUUUUACUCAACAAAGCACUGAAAAGUUCCGAUAAGAACAACAAAAAGCAAAUGACCCUCUCAACGAAGGAACAUCACAACAUGGCAACAGCAGAGCAUUCCAACGUCUCUCUGCAACAACACACAAGCCCCACAGUGGACACCAUCUCUCUCAUCAGUCUCACCUCCGCGCAGAUGCAAGGCUUCUUGAUGAUGGAGUUGGAGCGAGGACCAAGAUACCAAGCAUACGCUGAGCUGAGGGAAAGAAAGCUUCGCAUGAAGUACAUGAGACAGCAAGAAUAUGAAGAAAAGGAAGAGGGUGUGGAAGUGGAGGCAGAAGCAAAGGUUUUAACCCCACCAAGGAAGAAACAAGUUAAGUUUCAAGGUGUAGUUUCUGGGAGAAAAGGGUCCUCUCUUGUGGCACAGUCUGUUCCUGAUUUUUCUGCUGCUUUGAGGAAGGAGAAUCGAAAGCCGGUGAAUAGUAACAUGUUACCUCCAUUGACGGAGUUGACGCCUCCUUCGAAGAGAAUGUGUGGUGUUUUGUCGAGUGCAAGAGGGAGUAAGUCAGCGAAUGCAGGUGAGAAGAGAAGGGGUGGUGGUGGGGUUCUCAUGCCGAGGAAGAGCUAUGCCAGCAUUGAUGAACUCAAGAGUUUGUCAUCUGCUACUGCUAAUGCCAUCAAUGGUGAGAGUAGAGGUGGAGGAAGGAGUAGCAGGGUGAUGACAAGAAAGUCUGUUUUAGGGUACAAACAACACAUUUGA